AUGUCAUCACAACAAGUCGACGAGAAGAAGGAGGAACAAAUCUCACCUCCACCGUUUUCUGAGAUAAACGAGUCUGGCCACGUACAAGAGCUAGAGCGUAACUUCUCAUUGAUUUCUAUUUGCUCAGUCGGCAUUGUCACCGGUAACACCUGGGCUGCAAUUGGUGGAUCGAUUGCUGUGGCUAUUUAUAAUGGCGGACCACCAGGAGUUUUGUAUGAGUUCAUCGCCGUGUCUAUAUUUUAUUGGAUGAUUGCUGCUUCUAUUGCGGAACUGGCUUCUUCUAUGCCCAGCUCGGCAGGAGUGUAUCAUUGGGCUUCUAUCACUCCAGGGCCGAAAUAUGGACCGAUUUGUGGUUUCUUUGCCGGCUGGUGGAAUACCUUUGCGUGGAUUAUUGGCGCUGGCAAUGACGCUUGCAUACUCUCUUUGGACAGUUUUCGAGCCCAAAUAUGCUUAACUCACGCUCUAGUGUCUUCCAUAUCCAGCAUUGCUGGCCAGAUUGCGAUUGGAAUGUACGGUAUCAGCCAUUCUGAAUACGCCCCUGAGAGAUGGCAUCUAUUCAUCGCCCAACUCGUCAUUUCGUGGAUAUGCUGCUGUACAGUACUUUUCGCCAACAGAGCACUCCCUGAGAUCAACAGGGUCGGUCUGUUCUUCAUUCUAGCCGGCGUGUUUACCACUAUCCUCGUUUGUGUUAUCAUGCCACACACAAAUGGGUCGGGUUAUGCUACGACUUCUUUCGUGUGGUACGAGUGGUCAAACCAAACAGGCUACACCAGCGACGGAUUCGUCUUCCUAGCUGGUAUGCUCAAUGGAGCUUUCUCGGUCGGCACACCUGAUUGUGUAGCUCAUCUCGCAGAAGAAAUUCCAAAUCCAAAGCGCAACAUUCCGCUCGCGAUAGGAGCACAAAUGGCCAUAGGAUUUUGCACCGCGCUGUGUUUCUUGGUCACUAUAUUCUACUCGGUAUCUGAUCUCGACGCGGUACUGGGUUCGCUCUAUUUCCCACUUGCCCAAAUCUACUACCAAGCGACAUCCUCCUCGGCUGGGGCUAUCGGCUUGUUAUUCGUCAUCUUCUUUCCGAUGAUGUGCUGUACUAUAGGAUGUUUCAUCACCGCCGGCCGUGGAUUAUGGACCUUGGCUCGAGAUGAAGCAGUUCCUUUUUCAAAACAACUAGGCCACAUCUCGCCUCGUUUCAAGAACCCCUUCAACGCCACCCUUCUCUGCGGAGUCAUCACCACAAUUCUAGCUGCGAUCAACGUCGGCUCAACCACAGCAUUCAACGCCAUCGUAGGUUCCUACGUGGUUCUCUCAACCCUAUCAUACGUAGCAGCCAUCCUCCCUUUCAUCCUCACCCGCCGAUUCUCUCGCGCAUCUCAUCCACCCGGACCGUACAUCAACAACAUGCAACCUGGAUACUUCCAUAUGAGCAGCCUCGUCGGGUAUACAGUCAACAUCAUCGGUUCAGCAUAUAUCAUCGUCUUUGUGGUUAUUUUCUGCUUCCCGUACUCCAUGCCAGUCACUGCUCUUAAUAUGAAUUACGCUUCUCUGAUUACAGGCGCGAUUUCUAUAUUCGCGGGCGUGUAUUGGUUGGUUGUGAGGAAGGAUUAUGUUGGGCCGAGGGUUUUACUGGAGCAUCACGUUGGAGAGAGUGUUGUUUCUGCUGAGGGUGGCGUCAAGACCGCGUGA
This is a messenger RNA of Glarea lozoyensis ATCC 20868, 1680 nucleotides long. RefSeq lists its product as uncharacterized. Gene Ontology annotation, biological process: amino acid transport; transmembrane transport. Gene Ontology annotation, cellular component: membrane. The coding region runs from base 1 to 1680 and encodes 559 amino acids. Gene Ontology annotation, molecular function: transmembrane transporter activity. The transcript is spliced from 6 exons. The record is from RefSeq and is a predicted model, not a curated record. Lineage: Eukaryota; Fungi; Ascomycota; Leotiomycetes; Helotiales; Helotiaceae.